Pyrenophora tritici-repentis Pt-1C-BFP is the source of this 1029-nucleotide messenger RNA. Lineage: Eukaryota; Fungi; Ascomycota; Dothideomycetes; Pleosporales; Pleosporaceae. The record is from RefSeq and is a predicted model, not a curated record.
AUGGAGAACUGGCAGCGAUUCAAAUCAACUUACUACUACGACAAGGCUUUCACCCCGGAACUCUAUUAUCCGCUUGGUCCCAUACCAUCCAAUGUUCAUGACCUUGUGCCCCUCGUGAGACGCAUAAAAAACUUCAAGAAAACGGAGCAUCGUUAUCCUCCUGUGUUUAACGAGGAUCGCACGGUCGUUACAGGCUUAAUGGACAGGAUAGGCGAGGGUGGAUGGACGAUAGACAAGGCCAUUGAUUUCUACGCACUGAAGCAACAUCCCUUCAUAGGGGAAGAAAAUAUCUCAAAUAAACAAUAUUUCUUCACAGACGAACAAAUUUUCCACGCAAACGAACAACACGCACCAGCGUAUGAGGUAGACCAGAUCGAUUCGACGAUAGUUCGGCUACACAACGCACUAACCGCCAACAAGCUCCUUGCUACACUGCAUCAAACAUUAUGCCUACAUUAUGCCUAUUGUCCAAAGACUAACCUCCAGGAUUAUCCCAACGACCAAUUUACGAGUGAGGAGAAAGCAAUCAUGGAAGCUGCGAUAGCAAAAGCGACUGAGACGACGAGAUUGGCACGCGAAAAAGGUUCCGAACUCCUUGCACUCGUCCAAUGGCUUCGUCGUCUCGAUCAUACCACUGGGCGCCUCAUAGAGUGCAAGCGAGAGAUCAGUAAUCUUAAAUGGAAGAUAGCACAUCCACAACGUGCUCUAGAUGACGCAAAAAAUCAGAAUCCCAUGGAUGUCAGACCAUACCACUCUUUUUUCGAUAGGGAUUUACCACCCACACCAGGAAGCUCCACAAGCUCCAGACCAAACUCUCCCUUUCUCAAUGACGUUCCUCAUACUCCGCGUCAUCCUCCUCCCUGGAACCACCAAAAAAACCCUAAACCAACCAGCCAAAAAACCUCAACUGUCGGAGAAAACGAACAGCCAACCCCGCCAGACAUCCACGAACCAUGGACGACAUAUUCAACACAUUUAACACUCGACCCCAUCGAUCUUCCGGGAAAAGAAGAAGCAGUGAAGAAGUAG